CCAUAUAGGGUCGGAAAUCCUAUAGAGCUAGAUCUGGUCAACGACAAUGAAUACGCAUUCGACACGGUCAGGGGCAGAAUCACCCAGGUGUUCGAACCAUUUUCGCGCUCGUGCGUGGUUUCUAUCCAUAUCGAACCACCGGAUGAUAGGUUUCAAGGCCCACUCCUUCUCAAGGUGUUUGAUCGACGCUUUGCAUAUUAUUUGCGCGCAAGGUAUCAUAUGCCAUACUGGACCCAUUCCAUCGAAUUACAAGCCCGAGAGUUUAUCCGCAGCGGUGCAGGCCGCAGCUUCAUGGAUCAGUGUAUUAACAAUAGCCUUCGACGUCCGGACAGCGCAGAGCUGGCGCGGUGGACUGCUGCGCAGAACGAAGCAUAUCUCAACGUGGUCAUGCAAAAGUACUUUAGAACCGAACUUGAGGCGUACCAGAGACUGAAAAGCCUGCAAGGUGAACACAUCCCCAAAUGCCUUGGGAGAGCUUCCAUGGCAUGGAAGCUACCUGAAGACUUCGAGGAAUUUCAGUCUCCUGCCAUUUUGCUACAGCAAAUCGAAGGGUAUCCGUUGGAAAGGCUGGAAUUUCAUGCGAAACCAGUCGAUUGGGACCGCAUCUGCAGAGAUGCCAUCAAUAUUGUGCACCAUCUGAACAGUUGCCACAUAAUCAAUCCCGAUGCCCACCCAAACAGCCUUGUGGUGCGUACAGAUAGCCCGGACACUCCCAGCAAAGUUUUCAUGGUGGACUUUACGCUUUGCAAAUUCCGAUCUAAAGACUGUAGCAUUCGUGACUGGAGGAAACAGAAGGCCGCCGCCGACGAAGAAGGCGCGAUAGGAUAUGCCAUGCAAAUCCUGUUACAAAACAACUACCAUUAUCAGCGCUCGCAGAUGUAUCUGGACCUGGAUAUGGACUUUCUUCCGUCUAUCGCCCCAGCAGCUUAA
This is a messenger RNA of Aspergillus heteromorphus CBS 117.55, 930 nucleotides long. RefSeq lists its product as uncharacterized. The record is from RefSeq and is a predicted model, not a curated record. The transcript has a single exon. Lineage: Eukaryota; Fungi; Ascomycota; Eurotiomycetes; Eurotiales; Aspergillaceae. The annotation marks the transcript as partial.